AUGGGCAUGGCUGCUGGUUCUGCAAGUGGGCUGAGCGCUUCUGCCAUUUAGGAGACUGUACUGUUUUUAUUUGUAUGAAAUCAUCUCCCUGGAUGUCCUGAGUGCCAAGAAGGCUGUCCUCGAGGGAACAGGGGGAUCCGGACACUACACGUCCUCUAAGGUUCUCUUAUUUCCAGCUGACACUAUGAAACGACAGCAAAAGAGGAAGCAUGUUGGAAAUGAGGAUUCUGAGGAGACUGAUGACAAAGGAAGAAGGGUGUGCUAGGCAGCUGGAAUCCACAGAGUACAAGGAAAUGGGCCUAAUGAUAAUUCAUCCCCAGUCCAGCUUAAAGAAGGAGGAGAAACUCCUCCUGCCUCAAACCUUGUUUCCUUUUCUUCCUGUUCAUCUUGUAAGACCUGUGUAAACUCUGUGUUUACAAACAAAGAAGAAACGAGCAUGAAAAUAUACUAUAUAGAGGUAAAAAGGAAAAACCUUGUGGCUUUCUCCUGGGAGGCAGAGGAAACCUCAGCGUCCCCAGGAAAGCAGCCAAGAAUGGAAGAAGUGACCUUUCCUGAGGGUAUACCAGAAGAUACUCCUCCCUCUGAUGUGUCCACCAGAAGCCUCCUUUCUGGCAAUGAGCCCAGUGGGGAGGAGAACAAACACAAAACAAAGGUAGAGUCAGACAACCAGCCUGGGUCCUCUGCAGUUGAGGAGACACCAAGUACUGAUUUGCCCAGGGUCAAGACACCUGACUCUCUAGGGUCCAUGGAAAGUGGUUUCAAGUGUGUGGCCUGCUGUCGGAUCUUUGCCACCAUCAACGCCCUUCAGGAGCACGUGCAGAAUGGGAUCUGGGAGGGCUUCAGCUGCCAUGUCUUCCAUCGUACCAUGACUCGGUUGAGAAGAAAUGUGGUCAGCACCCAGAAAAAGGAGGAGGAGCAGAAAGCAGAGCAGGAACUGAAGCAAGACAAAAAGGAGCAUGAGGAAGAGCAGUCCACAGAGGAAGACCUUGUCCUGAAGAAACCCUGGAACCAAUGUCCAGGCUAUGUGUUUCAUUCUCCAGAGGAAGGAAGCAAGCAAGGGAUUGGUCUGCUGAGGGAACUGUGCUUUGUCUGAGCUAGAAUUGUCCCUCCAGUCCAGGCUUGGGAUGUAUGAGGCGUGUUGGAAGCCUUAUCAAUUCAGAAAAAUGAGGCAGGGGUGAACUGGCACCUUUCUAGCUCAGACAUCUUACAUGACUGUAAAUCAGGAUUUAUCCUGAGCUUUCCAACUCCCACAGGAAGUUGAGAGAAUUUUUAAGGGCCAACAGAGCUCUUUUCCUCAUUAACUAAGAAGUGUCUUUCUCAAUUUUGAUUUUCAUGCAGCAAAUGAGAUUCAAGGGCCAGAAGAUCCUGGAAGAUCUUUUGGGACAGGUGAGGCCUGAGGCUUGCACAGUUUCUGAGUCUAUGGCACAAGGGCCUAUGGCUGUGAAGAGAAGGGGCCAUGGGACACACUAGGUUACCUGGUGGCUCUGUGGCUACAUCAACUUGUAGAACACUUAGUCCCAGGGGAAUGGACUUCCAUUUACAUAUGAGAAGUUAGAAAGGAACGCUCUUGGUAUCUUUAUUACUUUCCUCAGCUUUAAGAGGAAAUGCUGUAGCCCCUCUAGGAAAACAGAGUUCAGCUUAACCUCACGGGCCUGGACUGGCCUGAAGAAGGGACCGGAGCUCAGCAGGAUCAGAAGUUUGGGGGUCUGUGAGUCUUCAGUCUGAGCUGGGAUCUCACUCUGGCCUGUGGACAAAGCCUUCUAGGGGAAAAGCAGGAAGUGAGGUCCCAUGAAACCUGGAAAUGUUCUAGAACCUUCAUGUUACUUCAUUUGAUCUGGAAAGGAACUCCUUGUGGUAUGCAUCACUCUGAGCUUUAAGAUAAAAGUAAAGUAUAAUGACUAGCAGAACUCUUAUAGCUUAUUGUUUCUUCCUGCUUUGCCUCAUUUAUUUUCUCACACGCAGUGAGGACAGACCACGGAGGUAGUAACAGACAAAGCCAAUAGUACAAAAAAGGAUGAAGGGAACAGUCCUCAGUCUAACA
Messenger RNA from Heterocephalus glaber (naked mole-rat), 2041 nucleotides. Lineage: Eukaryota; Metazoa; Chordata; Mammalia; Rodentia; Bathyergidae. The record is from RefSeq and is a predicted model, not a curated record.